UGACUGUCAACAACCUCUUCGAUUUCCUUCGAGUGGUGAACGGAUGUGUGUGGCUUCUAGCCCCUUUACGUGACUCGCCUUUCUUUCCCUCGCUUCAGGAUCUUAUAAUAUCGGCCCCAAAGGCUUGAAUCAUGGGCGUAGAGCUGUUGAAGCCGGGGGUGGAGCGGAACACCAAGCAUCACCCGCCGAUGAACCCAGCAUUAGCGACUCCGCUGUAUGUUUUGGGAGGGAUGUUUUUUGUCCUCUUCAUUGGCCGCACGAUCACACGACUACGGUAUAGGCGACGCCUGCGCGAGGCUCUCGAAAAGAACGACCAGUCACGAUUUGUCCGGACGUCUCGGUUAUCUGCCUUUAUCAACAAACAUGUCCUCUAUGCGCCGUUAUUUUCCAACCGCCACAGCCGCGAAUUUCGCUUGCUGGAUACAUUUCACAUGGGGACGGUUCCGUUGAGACUGGAAACAUUGCUAUUACUGGGAUAUAUCGCGCUGAACCUGGUGUUUUUCUUCGCCCUGAUUGACUGGUGGGCCGACUAUGAGGAGAUGAUGUACCAGCUCAAAUACUCGGGUGGCCAUCUUGCUGUAAUGAACUCGCCGGCUCUGGUUCUGACUGCAGGGCGAAACAAUCCGUUAAUAUGGUUGUUGGGGCUUCCGUUCGACACGUUCAACCUCAUGCAUCGGUGGAUCGGACGGCUCAUGGUGGGAGGCGCGAUCCUGCAUGUGGUGUGUGUGGUGGUUGGAAAGGCUCAAUCAAAAAGCAUGACCGAAAUCACCCAUAUCAUCUGGCACACUCCGUUCUUCGUGGCCGGGUUGGUUGCUCUUAUCGCAUUCGUCGCGAUCUUUUUCCAGUCCGCCUCGGCUGUCCGUCAUGCGUUCUACGAAGCUUUCCUGCAUCUGCACAUUGCCCUGGCGAUUAUGGCAUUUGUAGGGCUGUGGUACCAUCUCGAGGGCCUUGCUCAGCAGUGGGUCUUGCUGGCGACUCUCGUCUUAUGGGGAUUAGAUAGGGCCGGACGACUGGGCAUUAUCGUCUGGCGCAACUUUGGCCGCAAGAUGACGACUGCCACCGUGGAGCUGCUUCCUGGCGACGUGGCGCGCGUGGACGUGACAAUGGCACGGUCGUGGCAAUUCAAAGCCGGCCAGUACAUGUAUCUAUACAUCCCAUCGCUCGGACUGUGGACAUCGCAUCCCUUCUCCGUGGCGUGGAAACUUACCCAACCGCCUGGGAUGUUGCAGAAACGCAGUUCGGGUGAUUCCUUGAAUGCGCUGCUGGGAGAGCCGCAGCAGUCUGUCAUGUCAUUUUUGAUCAAGCGGCGGGAUGGGUUUACGCAUAAGCUCGUGGAGAAGGUGAACAAGUCUGCCGAGCCGAAGUUCGCGGCUCGCGCAUUGGCCGAGGGGCCUUUUGGUGGGCUGCACUCUCUUAAGUCGUAUGGGACGGUGGUCUUGAUCGCGGGUGGAAUCGGGAUCACGCAUCCUAUGAGCUACAUGCAGGAGUUUGUUAGCGGAUUCGCCGCGCGGUCAACGGCGGUGAGGAAAGUGACUUUGGUUUGGGUGGUUCGCAGUCUAGAUCAUCUAACAUGGAUCCAACCGUGGAUGACCACCCUUCUCAACCACCCGGCUAUCCAGGUCCCCAACGAGCAAAAACGACACUCUUACUUCCCCAUGCCGGAAUUCUCGCUGUCUGUCCAAAUAUAUGUGACGCUCAAGGAAACCAGCACGGAAGACUUCAAGACGGACGAGAGCCCUUGGUCGAAUACCCUGCCGCCCACCGUCCCCAUCAGCGUGAACUUCGGCAAGCCGAGCUUUGAUCACAUCCUGGAGAGUGAGAAAGCCGCGCAAAUCGGGGCGAUGGCCGUCAGCGUGUGCGGGCCGGGGGCCAUGGGCGAUGAUGUGCGGAGGACGGUGCGAGAGAAACAGGGAAACCACACGAUGGAUCUUUACGAGGAGACCUUCUCAUGGUAGGCAGUG
This is a messenger RNA of Aspergillus steynii IBT 23096, 1961 nucleotides long. RefSeq names its product ferric reductase family protein. NCBI's taxonomy places the organism in Eukaryota, Fungi, Ascomycota, Eurotiomycetes, Eurotiales, Aspergillaceae. The transcript is spliced from 6 exons. The record is from RefSeq and is a predicted model, not a curated record. Gene Ontology annotation, biological process: iron ion transport; copper ion import; intracellular iron ion homeostasis. Bases 132 to 1955 code for a protein of 607 amino acids. Gene Ontology annotation, cellular component: plasma membrane. Gene Ontology annotation, molecular function: ferric-chelate reductase activity.